AUGUUUACCAGAGCGGUUCAAGAGCAUCCCGAGCGGCAAAAGAAGCCGACUGCACUGCAGCCAAACCGUGACCGAUUAAACUCAACGUUACAGUCACGCAGCCUGGAAUCAAGUUCCCAGCGAAAGGCCGAUUUCACAUCAGAACUCAGCAGAAGCGCUCUGGAUGAUCUUCAUGAUGCGGUAUAUUUUGGCGAAAACGAUUCCGAAAAUGAGGAAUUUCUUGAGAUCGCAUACCAAAUUUCCAAGCCCACACAAUCGAAAUCCGCAUCUCACAAUUCAUCCAUUGCAGAUGCAAAUUCACGAAAAAAUGAUAGCAGCGCUCCCACUGAAGCUAUGCCUUCGAGCAGCUUUCCAAUACCAUGGUCAUCCUCUCCGCCGCGUGAACAGGAGCGUCCAAAUCCACCGCAUCAGCAGCCGAAGAAGAGAACACUACCUUGGGAGGAUGCCAUGCAAGAUAAUAGAGGGAAAUUUGGCCCUUGUUCAGGCUAUUCAAUUACCAAUCGAAAUACCUCCUUCAAGAAGCCCAUGCUGAAAAGCCAUGACGUUCAGCCCACACCACAACCAACCCCUCUUGACGACCAAACGGUCAAAACAGAACAAAUACCCGUGAAAGAGAAGAAACACAUGCCGUGGGAUAAGACUUUUAGUGAUGUCAAAGAAGAACAAAAGGAGCUGAGGAAACAAAUGAAAUCUAAGUCUCUCGCUGCAUCAGAGAAAAGGCUUAAUAACGUUCAGAGACCCUCCAAUACCCGGGUUCCAUCUAUAUUUUUCAGCGAAGAACAGAAUCAGGUCAUUGAGACCAUCGUGAAAGAGGGCAAAAGUGUUUUCUAUACUGGUUCCGCAGGAACUGGUAAAUCUGUACUCAUGCGGGAAAUCAUAAGGCAGUUACGGCUUAAAUAUUCACGGGAUUCUGAUGCCGUUGCUGUAACCGCGUCAACGGGUCUAGCAGCUUGUAAUAUUGAGGGAGUUACACUGCACAGCUUUGCGGGUGUUGGACUUGGGAAGGAGUCAACUCAGGAGCUCGUCAAAAAGGUAAAACGUAACCUAAAGGCCAAGAAUCGUUGGCUAAAAACCAAGGUACUCAUUAUAGAUGAGAUAUCAAUGGUCGACGGAGACUUUUUUGACAAACUGGAGGAACUAGCCCGUAAGAUCAGAAACAACGGAAGGCCUUUUGGUGGUAUCCAGCUUGUUACCACUGGCGAUUUCUUUCAGCUCCCACCAGUUCCGGAAGGUGGAAAAGAAGCAAAAUUUGCCUUUGCUGCAGGAACGUGGAAUACGUCGAUUCAACACACGAUUCUCUUGACGCAGGUGUUCAGACAAAGAGAUCCCGAUUUUGCCAACAUGCUGAACGAAAUGCGACUUGGACGUUUAAGUCCUUCUGCUAUUCAAGCAUUCAAAGACCUCUCACGACCGUUAAUUUGUGGUGAUAACAUCGAGGCAACAGAAUUGUAUGUCAUUGAAAGAGCCUUAGUCUAUAUUUGUUGGAAACUAAUAGUGACACUUUGCAGGUUUCCUACGAGGGCAGAGGUGGAUCGAGCUAACUCCGAAAGAAUGAAUCGCCUUUCAGGAUCAGUCAUGACAUUUCAUGCCGCUGAUUCGGGAGCAAUCAAGGAUGAACAAUUCCGAGCUAAACUAUUGAGCAACUGCAUGGCACCCGCUACUAUUCAUCUCAAAAAGGGGGCCCAGGUGAUGCUUAUCAAGAACAAAGACGAAACGCUGGUAAACGGAUCCCUAGGAACGGUUAUUGCGUUCAUGGAUGAGGCUGGUUUUGAUAAUCAUAUCAGGGAAGGCCUAAAACGUGAAAAUGGCUACUAUGACUUUAAUGAUGAGCCAAGCCAAGCCAAGGAAAAAAUUAAAAGUAUGGCUUUUGACCAAAAAGCCAACACUGGAAGCGUUAAUACAUCGCGGCAAUACCCCCUUGUUGCCUUUAUUUUACCCGAUGGAUCAGAAAGGCAACUUUUGUGUAUGCCCGAAGCCUGGAAGAUCGAGCUUCCCAACGGCGAGGUUCAGGCUCAAAGACUACAGGUUCCAUUGAUCCUUGCGUGGGCGUUAUCAAUACAUAAAGCCCAGGGACAAACCUUGCAACGUGUCAAGGUCGAUCUCGGAAGAGUGUUUGAAAGGGGCCAAGCUUAUGUUGCUCUUAGUCGAGCAACGUCCAAGGAUGGAUUGCAGGUAUCCCGUUUUGAUCCCAAGAAAGUCAUGGUACAUCCCAAAGUGACAGAGUUCUAUCAGAACCUCUCAAGUAUCAGCGAUAUUAAUAGUGGAAGGAAGUCUAGAGUUGCUGUAGAUGGGACCCAUUCGGAUGUGGAAGACGAUUUCGAUUCAAUAGCCCAGUACGUUUAG
This is a messenger RNA of Trichophyton rubrum CBS 118892, 2343 nucleotides long. RefSeq lists its product as uncharacterized. Gene Ontology annotation, molecular function: ATP hydrolysis activity; DNA helicase activity. Lineage: Eukaryota; Fungi; Ascomycota; Eurotiomycetes; Onygenales; Arthrodermataceae. The transcript has 2 exons. The record is from RefSeq and is a predicted model, not a curated record. The coding region runs from base 1 to 2343 and encodes 780 amino acids. Gene Ontology annotation, biological process: telomere maintenance; DNA repair.